AGAAAAGCGUUGCGCUAACGUUAUUGACCUGACCUGUAACUUUAGUUAAGUUACCCUGAAUGGCGGAAUUAAUUAACUUAGCAUAUUUGGCAGCUGGGGGUAAAGUUAGACAAAUAAGGUUUUCUCUCUCCAGCCUCUAAGUGUCUCUGCCGUUGUACACACGCAGGAGACUACAAGCAGGAAGUCGAAAAAAAGCAGACAGCAGCUGAUGUAAAUAAGGAAGUGAAUGCUGUCGGAUCGGAGCUGGAGCCCCUAUUCUACAGUAAAUUGGAAGUAGAUCAGUCGGCAGCGCUGUAAUAAAAUUCAAGGCACAACGGCUGUGCUAAGGAAGUUAGCCGUCAAGCUAAUUCCUCCACUGAUUCCACAUUAUCUCAAAACAAGACCUAGACAGAAAAAAGAAAAGGGGAGAGGAAGACACAGACGAGUAAACAUACCCCCAGAACUAUUCAGCCACCAUGGACCAUAAAGGGGAACCCCAAGAAGGAGCUAUGGGGCUGAAACAAGAGGAGCUUCCGCAGAUGGAUGGGUCAUGUGAUGCGUGCGAGCCCGAUGAGGCCCAACCGGCCACGCAAGUGUGCCACAUCUGCAGCUUUGCCUUUUGCCCUGCCCAUGCUGAUAGACAUGCCAGCAGCACACAUCACCAGAUAAUGCCUUACAACCAUGAGGGGACACAAGCUAAUGGACUUGGCACCAGCAGAGACUCCAGAGUUGGAGCUGAGGAGGAGGCUGGUGAGGAGAGGGUAGCUGGAAUGGGCGCGAUUCAGGGGAUGGCAAUACGUGGAGAGGCAAUGGCCAAUGGCGAUGAGAGCGGGGAUGCCGGGGUAAAGGAUGCUCUGCAGCUCGAGGCUGAGCCCGGUGACGGCGCUGAGGGUGCAGAAGCAGGGCAGGAGGCCAUGGCCGCUGGAGAGGCUGGGAAGAGGGACACUGUGACCGUAGAGAGACUGCGCUGCAAGGAGCAUGGGCAGGAAGGCUCCCUCUACUGUAAACCAGACGAGAAGAUCAUCUGUGUGGUGUGCGCUGUGCAGGGUGAGCACCGUGAGCAUGAGAUUGUCACUCUGCAUGAGGCCUACGUGUGGCAGAAGAGCAGGCAGGGUUAUGACCUGCUGGGCUGUACACAACAGAUGGCCGAGAAGAUCAAGACCAAGUGGACCAACCCUGAGAUGUCUACAGAGGAGCUAGAGGCUUAUGUGAACACCCAGUUCGAUGAGCUCCGCAGAUUGGUGCGUCUGGAGGAGAAGAGGACCCUUCACCUGGUAGACCUCAAAGAGGCGUUCCUCACGGCAUCCGCUGCUGAGAAAAUUGCCGAGAUCAGUGUCGAAACUGAGCGUCUGCAGGAAGAGAUGGCCAACAUCACAAACCAGCUGUGCCUGCUGGAACAGGCCGAGGCAGCAGGUCCUGCAGUGGUAGCACAGGCUCUCGCAGCGGCACCUGGACCAGCCCACAGAGUGCAGCACGGCAUUGAGGCCAGGCCAAGGCUACCAGAGCCGAGGGCAAACCCCAUGGACCCACGGGAUUAUGAAGACAACGAUUCUGGACCAUCCAUGGACCACGCCCCCUGAUACCAGCAGACCAGACUCUCACUACAUCCACCUGUCCUUCAAUGUCUGCUUCAGCCAGCCGUCAGCCCUGUUCAGCUGUCAGCCGUCUCCCCUUUACCCUGCUCCGCACCCCUCCCUUCCCGGUGCCUUCUGGCAGUGAACUGACCUUGAAGAAAGCUGCUGUGACAAAUAUGGAUGGCCACGUCUUUUCUGCUAUCAAACUUUUUUUUUAAGUUCCCACUAGCUACUAACUUUCUUUAAUUGAAGCAAGCAAGUUAGUGCAAUCAAUUACCAUCAGGCUCAAUUUCCACAGCCAGUCAGAUCCUUGGCUUACUGGUGAGCCUGGCUGACUCAGAGAAGAGUCCUUGCUAGGCAGCCGAGCGGAGCAUCUGUUAAGCCCGACAGAUGUCAAAAAUGGGAAGUUCGGUGACACGGUGCGCUUCACACUUUAUCAUUAUUCACAAUAUCAUUUUGGCUCUGUCGUUUUGACAAACAUUCUGGGCACUCGGAAAGGGAACAUUUGUCUGAUGCCACAAUGCCUUACGUCGUCAAGAGAAUACAUUACAGUUGUUUUGGGUGUUAUAUUUCUAUUGUAAAAAAAAAAAUCUCUACCUUUCAUUCUACAAUGCUGUCUCUUGUACUUUCCAUCAUCCUGUUGCAGUCGCCCCUCCUUUCCCUCCAUCCUCUGCCUACCCACUGAUUCUUUAUGCUUGUAGACUUGUGCGCACUUCCUAGUGUGCUUGUCAGAUCUAUUAUAAGAAGCGGGGGACAUUUUGACACCUAUUGAUUGCCGAAUGCUGCUGAGUCUUUGUUAGGUGAAAAUCGAACUGUAAUUUGACUGUGCAAAAUAGCGCUCCCGCAGUAUCAGCUUUCUAUGUACUGUAAUGUAAAGGCUCAUUACUCCUGGCCAAUCUGCACCGUAUGACGGAUUACCGUCCAGACAAGUGUGUAUGCACUUUCGACCUUGACCCGCUCAACCAUGGCUUUCAUCCAUGAUAUACUGCCGCCAAGUCUAUCAGCAGUUUGUUUUUAAUGUGAUUGAUUCUUUUGCCUUAAAUUCAAAAGGGGAAGCGGUGUCACCCGUAAUAUGUGGGGCAUGUUUGACAACAACAUGACUUCACUACUGUAACACUGCACUGAGAGUUGUAUACCCACCCAAGGGAAAUGUUGGUGUGUCAGCAGCUUAUUGAUAUAACUCCAACAUCUCAUUCUUUAUUCUAGUGAAACAACAGACAAGAGUCUGACAUUUCCUCUUGUUUUUAUUUGUCUAUUUUUAUCUUAAAUCUAUAAAUAAACAACCUGUUUCUUAGAUUGGAUGUUUCACUUUA
Micropterus dolomieu (smallmouth bass) is the source of this 2866-nucleotide messenger RNA. It is a transcript of the gene trim44, whose product is annotated as tripartite motif containing 44. The coding region runs from base 456 to 1559 and encodes 367 amino acids. The transcript has 7 exons. Lineage: Eukaryota; Metazoa; Chordata; Actinopteri; Centrarchiformes; Centrarchidae. Gene Ontology annotation, molecular function: zinc ion binding. The record is from RefSeq and is a predicted model, not a curated record.